ACCAGAGCGGCGCUACAGUGGUUGUGAGUGACUUUAUGAACUUUUCGAUGUUGUUUUGACACUCAGUUGUUUAGUAGAUAAAUGUUUAAUUCAAAAGACUCGAAUCUAAAGAAAUGUAAAGUCUUUUAACAUACAUAAACCCUCAUCAAGAAGUGCCCGUUGAGUUAGGCACAGAGGCUCUGAGCGGACACCUGGAAAACAUGUCGUCACUAAAUGGACCGGACGCUCCUGUGCGCUGGCUGGAUGAGGAAUUCUUGCCAGAAAUUACCCUCCUUGAUGUAACAUGUGAUACAGCUCUUCCUGGCAGCAUUCCUGCAACACCUGUAACAGCGGGGUCUAUAAAGAGCAGGUUUACCUUUCUCCAGCCAUCCCAGUUGAGUCCCUCCACCGAUUUAAACACCGCUGCUCAAAUACCCAGCCCUCAGAAAAAGACCCUGGAUCUUCCCAAAGCGGAGAGUGAGGCUUUCGAUACUGAACCCUCUAGACAGAAUGGUACCAAAACCUUUUCAGAAACAAGCUCAAGUGGUGAUGCUCAAGAAAACAAUUCUGAAGUUGACUCUUCUGAACUCUCUAAACAAAAUAGGACGGCAAGUACAUUCCCUGAUGAGAUGAUGAUUGAUCCCCCUGAGAGUAUGUAUGCUCCUGUGCGCUGGCUGGAUGUCCGAUUCUUCCCAGAAAUUACUCUCCUGGAGGUCACGCGUGAAUCAGAGCUGUCACACGUAGGAGAGUUAUCUUCAAUGGAGGACACACAUGAGAGUAUUUUGGAAAACAGUAGGCCUUCACUGGAGCCCACUGGAUCAAACAUGGAAAAGAUUCAAACGUCAGCCGAAGAAACAUUUGAUACUCAACCGACUAAUGUUACUCAGGACAUGACCUCCUCGAGUGUUGUGUCUGUUCAGAGUGCUGCAUCACAGUUCUCUACUUCUGAUACGCAGUGCAACACUAGUUCAAAGACUGUCACCUCGGAGCUUCAUGGUGAACCUCUGGUGACUGCGAAUACCGUGGAAGCUAACGAUGAAGAGCCGCCUACCAGCCAGGAUGCUGAGUUGACUAGCAAGGAGACACAACCAAGCCCCAAAACAUCUAUGAACAGCACGUUAAAUUCUCUCCAGCCCUCCCAGUUGAGUUCCUCCACCGAUUUAAACACCACCGCUCAAAUCCCCUGCCCUCAGAAUACGACACUGGAUAUUCCCACCUCUAUUGUAAACAGCCCCAAAGCAGAGAGUGAGGCUACAGAUCGGCCUACUUCAGUCUCUAAGAACACCACUGAAACGUCCCUCGUUAUUAAUGAAAAUCUCUCAGCUGUGAAGGCCGGUACAUCUUAUAUGCCGAAUAUAACUUUCGAUAGACAUUCUCUUCACAAAUCCAGUGCCAAUACUUUUUUAGGGGACGCUGGUGCUGGAACCUUUUGCCUCCAAAACAACACCUUUGAUACUAAAGCUGUUAAGCAGAAUGGCACAAUAACGCUGUCAGAAACAAGCUCAAGUGACGUUCGCCAGAAAACCUUCGACAAGUCCACUCCUCUUGAGGUUUGUGAUUCAACAAGUAGCCCUAAAGAAAAAAAUUCUGAAGCCCCACCUCCAGAAAAUAAUGGGACAUUAUCUAGUACAGAACCUAAUACCAAGAUGGUUGACACCCCUGAGAGCACGUUUGAGGUUAAUCCAGCUGUUGACGUGGCAUCUGGAGCUGUCCUACAUGAGACUAAGGAUCAAUCACAAUCAAGUCUUCCUUUGACAGAUGGUCUCUCUGACACUCAAAACAUGGAUACGGAGAACAACAAAGGAAACACAUUCAAUUUGGAUGACACCCUAGAUUUAAGGGCAGACAUUUUGAUCACUUCAACACCAAUGACAACCUGUAAAAUUGUAAACAUAAACACUCAAAGAGAGGAGGGCAAAACCCCAAUGGUGCAAAAAAAGCUGUAUGGGGAUGGUCCCAGUAAGCCAGAUGGUCAGUUGCCAUCAGAUGUUCCAUCAAACAUCGCCUGUGACCGAAAAACAUUCUUUACACAUCCAGCUGUUAAAUCCCUUCUGCCACACUCAAGAGCCGCAUCCCAGCUGUUGAGACACAAGCCGGCCUCCACCCUUCCAGGAGGGUUGGAUGUGUUGACAUCAGGCCUGCCCAUGACGAGACAAAGAACCCAAGCUGAAGCUCUGAGGAAUACAGCUGCUCCUGAUGCAACCCAGACCACAGGAAUAUCAACCUCUUACAAGCUGCGUGCUUCAACAACAGGUUCGAAGCAACCCAAUUCAGGCUUGCAGAGACCUCAGUUGAGUGGCAUACCGUCAGGCAUCCAGAGAGCUGCAACAGGUCUCAGGCCGCCAUCAGCAAGAAGCAACGCAGCAGCAUCAUCAAGCACCAACAGACUCCGCAGACCUACAGCAACUACUAACCCUGUGACGAAGACUUCACAAGCAAAGAAGCAACCCCUAUCUAGAGGUGAAGCUUUACCAAUAGCAAAGAGGAAGAGAAUGGAUAUUCCCGUACCAUCCAACUGUACUGACGCCUCAAUAUCUUCCUGUGAUGCUGCAAACGGAGCCAAAACCUUGAAACAGUCCACAACCAGUAGGAGAGCUUUGCCAGCUAAAACCAAAAAGGACGAUGCUGCAGCCAGUACUUCUGCUGAAAUCUCAACAUCUUGCGAUGCUCUAAGCAGACCCAGAGCCCUGAAACAGCCUGCGACCAGCCAUAGAGCACCGCUAGCCAAAGCAAAAAGCCAUGAUUGCGCCAACUGUGUCAUGCUUGAACAGCAACUCAAAAUGCAAUCAGAAGAAAUGCAAAGACUCAAAGAAGAGCUGCUGAAGAAAAGUAAACAAGAAGAAGAAGAAUACUGAAAUGAAUUUCCUUUUAUUACCUUUUUCCACUGCAUCUGUAAAUAUGACAUAUAUAAUAUAUAAUAAUAAUAUUAACAGACAACGCUGAAAUGAGGAUACUGUGUGUAUCUAUCGUUUCACUGUCAAUGUUCAAACACUCUAAUAUAGCAAUUCACAUCUUGAAAAAUUUAUUUUUUUGUGACAAAAUAAAACCUAAGGCUCUACUUCUUACUCUUACUUAUGUA
Molecule: messenger RNA, 3058 nt
Organism: Anoplopoma fimbria (sablefish)
Lineage: Eukaryota; Metazoa; Chordata; Actinopteri; Perciformes; Anoplopomatidae
Exons: 9
Coding region: 201-2834 (877 amino acids)
Source: RefSeq, a predicted model, not a curated record